Molecule: messenger RNA, 3086 nt
Organism: Vidua macroura (Pin-tailed whydah)
Lineage: Eukaryota; Metazoa; Chordata; Aves; Passeriformes; Viduidae
Gene: RANGAP1
Product: Ran GTPase activating protein 1
Exons: 17
Coding region: 321-2039 (572 amino acids)
Biological process (GO): nucleocytoplasmic transport; activation of GTPase activity; signal transduction
Cellular component (GO): cytosol; nucleus; perinuclear region of cytoplasm
Molecular function (GO): GTPase activator activity; small GTPase binding
Source: RefSeq, a predicted model, not a curated record
GCGUCACGCGGGUCCGGCCGCGGGUCCCGCUCCCCGCGCGGAGCGGGAAGGGGCGUUCCGGCCGUGCUUUGGGCCGCGUUGCGUGGGGCGGGGGGGAGCGUGCGGCCGGCGCUCGGCAGCUCCCGCGGGGGAGGAGAGGAGCCUUCGCCCACCCCUGGAGCGAGCGACGCUGGGGGGCUGUGAGGAGCUGGCGGAGCGGGGACCUCGGGUUGUGGCCCCGCGCUAGCAGGUGCCCCGUCGCUGGGCGCGCAGCAGCUUUCUCAGCGGAAGAAUUAACAGUAAAGAGACCUCUGUUCUUAACUUUUGGAAAAAGCGGGAAAAUGGCAUCAGAAGACAUCACUAAGCUUGCAGAGUCACUUGCCAAAACCAAAGUGGGUGGUGGACAGUUGAGCUUCAAAGGCCAGAGCCUUAAACUCAACACAGCUGAAGAUGCGGAAGAAGUGAUCAAGCAAAUUGAGGAAUUUGAUGGCCUGGAAGCCUUGCGCCUGGAAGGCAACACAGUGGGUGUGGAGGCAGCAAAGGUUAUUGCCAAAGCCUUGGAGAAGAAAAGUGAGCUCAAGAGGUGUCAUUGGAGUGACAUGUUCACAGGCAGGCUAAGGUCAGAGAUCCCUCCUGCUUUGAGCUCUUUGGGGGACGCACUCAUUGCUGCUGGAGCCCAGCUGGUGGAGCUGGACCUGAGUGACAAUGCCUUUGGGCCAGACGGUGUGCGUGGCUUUGAGGCUCUGCUGAAGAGCCCUGCAUGCUACACUCUGCAGGAACUCAAGCUCAAUAACUGUGGCAUGGGCAUUGGUGGUGGGAAGAUAUUGGCAGCUGCUUUGAAAGAGUGUCACAGGAAAUCAAGUGCCCAGGGCAAGCCUCUUGCUUUAAAAAUAUUUGUGGCUGGCAGAAAUCGUCUGGAGAAUGAUGGUGCCACUGCCCUGGCUGAAGCCUUUGGGAUCAUUGGGACUCUAGAAGAGGUCCAUAUGCCACAGAAUGGAAUUAACCAUCCUGGCAUAACGGCACUGGCACAGGCCUUUGCUGUCAACCCACUGCUUAAGGUUAUAAACUUGAAUGACAACACCUUCACAGAGAAAGGAGCUGUGGCCAUGGCAGAGACUCUGAAGGCACUUCGUCAGAUUGAAGUGAUCAACUUUGGGGACUGCCUGGUGCGUUCCAAGGGUGCUGUUGCUAUUGCUGAUGCUGUUAAAGAAGGGCUUCAUAAAUUAAAGGAACUGAAUUUGUCUUUCUGUGAGAUCAAGCGAGAUGCUGCUCUGACUGUUGCUGAAGCUAUUGAAGAUAAGACAGAGCUGGAGAAGUUGGAUCUCAAUGGUAACUGUCUGGGAGAAGAGGUGUGUGAGCAGCUCCAUGAGAUCCUUGAAGGCUUCAAUAUGGCAUCAGUGCUGGGAUCUUUGAGUGAUGAUGAAGGGGAGGAGGAUGACGAUGAGGAGGAGGAGGAAGAUGAAGAUGAGGAGGAGGAAGAGGAGGAGGAACAGCAACAGCUGAAGGAGAGAGGAGCGGAAGAACAGGAGUCACUGACUCCUAAGAAGAUAAUUGAUUCACAGGCUUCAACUCCAGUGCCAUCUCCUCCUGUGGAUGUUGCCACGUUCCUUGCUUUCCCAUCACCAGAGAAGCUGCUGCGACUAGGACCAAAGUGCUCUGUGCUGAUAGCUCAGCAGACAGAUACAUCUGAUGUAGAGAAAGUAGUUGCAACCCUCCUAAGGAUAUCCUCAGUCUUCAAAGAUGAGGCCCCAGUGAAAACAGCAGUGCAUGAAACAACAGAUGCCUUGAUGAAAAAAGCCUUCAGUUCUGCCACAUUUAAUUCAGAUGCAUUCAUCUCAAACCUCUUGGUCCACAUGGGACUACUUAAGAGUGAAGAGAAGAUCAAAACUGUACCAAGCCUCUAUGGUAUUCUUAUGACCUUGAACCAUAUGGUCCAGCAGGAUUAUUUCCCUAAAUCACUGGCCCCAGUUCUCUCAGCUUUUGUUACAAAACCCAACCGUGCUCUUGACUCCUGUUCAUUUGCUCGCCACAUGCUCUUACAGACCCUCCACCAGCUGUAGGAGACAAGAGAUGUGCCCUUCCUUCUCCAUAGGACUGUCAUCAGCAGAGAACUCGGAGCCAUGGAGUGGGAGAGGAUCCCAGAGCCCAUACAGACAUGCUGUCCUUUUCUCUUUAUUCCCCUGUAGGAAAUCUGUCCUUCCUUCUGCAUUCAUAAACUUGAACAAAUCCAGCUGAAUUGUCUUCCUACUCCUCUUGAAGUGAUUCCCUGGUCUGUAGGGCAGGUGCUUACGCUAAAAUAAGUCUGUACUGCUGUGAGCUCAGCAUGAUUUGAAGAGUUCUCCAUUUUGGUUGCAUUGGCAAGGGUGCCAAGACUAACACAGGGCCCAGAAGAGCUCUCGUCUGGAUCAACCCAGUUGGGCAUUUUAUUUUAUUGGACUUUGACUCCUGCCUUAUAGCAUUUAGCACUGUGCCAGAGGGAGGCUCUGCUGCUGCUGCUGCCCUGCUUCUCUGGGCCAAGGGGUUGCUGCUCAUGGGUCAGAGGGGUGAGGUGUGAUCCCCUUUGGUUCUUCUUUCAAGUCUGUUGUCAAAGGCAGUGUGUGGCUGAUGUUUAUUUUAAUAUACUCUUCCCCUUCUGCUGUGGCUUGGAAUAUUUGUGUAGUGUGGCUGAUCCUGGUGGCCAUUGCUUAAGGGAGCGAGCAUAUUUUAUUGUAAAUUUUUUUUGCCAUUGCCUGUGUUGUUUAUUCUUCCUGCCCUUUUCCUUCUCACCCUAAUUAAAUAGGCUUGGUUUGGAAAUUAAUAUAAUUCAUGAAAUCCCUGUGGAAUGUGUCCCUUUCUCUUCCCUUUGACAAAACACUGGGCCUGUGUACACUGUUCAUAUGUUUGAAAGCCAAGCACCUGUAAAAAUAUGGAGAGAGAAGGUUGUGAUUUUCUCUGAACAAGUAGCAGCAGAUGCCCCUAAAUCUGUCUGGAGGAUUGUCCAUAUGCCCAUACGUGCCUUGGAACCGCCAUGACAUUCCUCCGUACAACUUAAAAAUGUUUAUGUCGAUUGCCUGAAAUGUUAUGUAAAUAAAUAUUAACUCCAGCCUUAUCAUCAUUUAUAAAACCUA